AUGUCGGAUGUUACUACCUCCGACCCAAACACCAUGACCGGAUCCUGCAAUUGCGGUUCCGUCAGAAUCACCAUUCCCAGAUCUGAUCAGAUGGUUCUAUGUCAUUGUACAAGCUGCAGGAAAUCCGGUGGAUCGAUGGCUUCCUCGAACUUCUCUAUCCCAACAGAAGAUCUGAUCGUGGAAGGGUCAGAACCCAAACAGUACAAAACCAAAGGAACGUCAGGCGGUGAAGUUACCAGGAAUUUCUGUGGGGAAUGCGGAUCGCCUCUAUGGACGGCGGUAGCAGACCCUUCCAGCGUAUUCGUCAAAGGUGGCCUAUUCGAUCCUCAUACGGUGCCUCAGCCAAACGCUCACCUUUUCGCUAAGAAUAUGGAAGAUUGGGAGAUCGUCCAUGAAGGUGCAGAGAGGCUUGAGACUCAGUAG
Kwoniella botswanensis is the source of this 423-nucleotide messenger RNA. RefSeq lists its product as uncharacterized. Gene Ontology annotation, molecular function: carbon-sulfur lyase activity. The record is from RefSeq and is a predicted model, not a curated record. The coding region runs from base 1 to 423 and encodes 140 amino acids. NCBI's taxonomy places the organism in Eukaryota, Fungi, Basidiomycota, Tremellomycetes, Tremellales, Cryptococcaceae. The transcript is spliced from 5 exons.